Molecule: messenger RNA, 2143 nt
Organism: Oncorhynchus kisutch (coho salmon)
Lineage: Eukaryota; Metazoa; Chordata; Actinopteri; Salmoniformes; Salmonidae
Gene: gnb1l
Product: guanine nucleotide binding protein (G protein), beta polypeptide 1-like
Exons: 8
Coding region: 365-1354 (329 amino acids)
Molecular function (GO): protein binding
Source: RefSeq, a predicted model, not a curated record
GCCAAAAGCUCAGUGGUCCAGCCUGUCAGCGCAUGAACUGCAACAAAAAGAAUUCAGGCACUGGUAAGGACGACUGAAAAGAAGGGUCCUUCAAGUUCAACCGGCGCUUGUUUUGCAUCGCUUCCCUACGCUUUGCUAAGAAGAGCCUCAAUUCGUCGGGGCAUGUGUCGAAAGGAUGCUGGUGACUCCAAUGCGUCACACAGUUGCCAAGUUGGGUGGAUGUCCUUUGGGUGGCGGACCAUUCUUGAUACGCAUGGGAAACUGUGGUGGUGAAAACCCAGCAGCGUUGCAGUUCUUGACACACUCAAACCGUGGAUGAGAUGACUGUGGUGGUGACCUCCAGAGCUUCGAGAGUGACCCAGUGAUGGCUCGUCCUGCCCCUGCUCCCCUGUACACCCUGAGGGGGGCUGGAUCCCCCCUUAAUGCCUUGCACUUCGGCUGCUGUGAAGGGGACCCUCCCCUGCUCUUUUCUGGCUCAGGCCAGGGGUCAGUCCAUGUGUGGAACCUGACCACCAGAAGAGCUGAGAGGGUUCUAGAAGGUCAUUCUGGAGCCUCUGUCACCUGGCUCAACAUGCUCUACUCCAGAGACGCUCUCAUCAGUCAGGGGCGCGACAUGCGUGUGUGCUUGUGGGACCUGGCAGAGGGGCGCAGUGAUGUCACGGACGCCCUGUGGACCGGCAGUGUGGGGUUCUGUCGCUGUUCCCUGCUAGAGACUGGCCCUGGGAGAUGGCUACUGGCCCACGCUGGAGAAGCCAUGGAGGAGGUGAAGAUCAUUGAGCUGCCCAGCAAGAGCCCAGUUUGCUCCCUGAUACCACAAGUCAAGCUGGGGAUGGUCAUGUGCAUCAAGCUAUGGCAGCCAGACUCAAGCCCUGGCCCUCUCCUCCUGGCUGGUUAUGAGGACGGCUCCCUGGCGCUGUGGGACAUAUCCCAGAGGUCCGUGCUGAGCCGUGCGGCCGCCCACCCUGAGCCCGUCAUGUGUCUGGACUUUGACCCCGCCGGGCAGAGGGGCAUCUCUGGCUCCUCCGAGAAGAGUCUCGCCUCCUGGAAGCUUGACGGACAGCACAGACUCCAGCUCCAGGAACCCGUAGCCCUUGUGAAUCCUGGGAUCUCCCAGCUGUGCAUCCGGGGGGACCGGAAGAUCGUGGCAUCGGCCGGCUGGGACCAUCGUGUCCGUGUGUUUGGCUGGAAGAAGCUCCGGCCCCUGGCUGUCCUCCAGCACCACACAGACAUGGUGCUGAGCCUGGCCUUCUCAGACCACCAGGACCCCAGGAACAGGAUGCUGGCCGCGGGCUCCAAAGACCAGCGCAUCAGCCUCUGGUCCAUAUACAACCAGGGCAGCUCGGACACUGGGUGAGCCACUGGGCCCUGUUGGUAUGUUAUAGGGAGUCUUCUCGCCAGUGAUUAUACCAACUCUUUUACGCUCCUUUUACUAUCCCAGGACUAUAUCUGAAUGUACUGACUAGAGCUGGACUAUGUGAACUACUGGGUAGGAACUUCUGUCUCAGACUGUGAAGACAUUUCCGACAUAUCCCAAGAUGGAUCAGGUCAGGAUGAGAUGUCUUUGUGCUUCCAAACAAAAGCUGUCAAGACGGCUGGUUAGUUCUGCUAACAAUUCACUGAGACUUCAUUUGAACACAUUAUUUUUGGUCAAAACCAACUGUUUUAUUGUGUUUGCUUAUCUGGUAGGAGAUUUGCCUGAGCGGACUUGAAUUUGAGGUAUAAGUCGCGCCUGAGUGACUGUGUAAUCCUGUGUUGUUGAUCUAGUUUAACAUUGCCCUCUGCUCUGACCUACACUGCAUCAGUCAAACAGGGUUAACCACAGAACUUGGACAGAAGAGACAAAGCUGUUUGUUAAGGAGGGCCACUGAACAAUCUUCCCUCAACUAGAGAGGCUGUCUGUAUGGAUUUGGACUUAAGAGGUUACUUGUAUUUUCAGUUUGGUCUUAAAUGUAUUUCUGUUUGUCAUUGUGAGUACAAUAUGUUGCCCCUGUGCAUUGUGGGAAAAAUGUGUCAAAUUCAAACUGUGAUUGGAUGCGUUUAAGGUUUGUGAAUUACACCCCAAGUCCACCAAAUGUAAAUAGUAUCUGCUGUGAUUUUUAACUUUUUUAUUUCCUGGUAAUAAAUAUGUUUUUCUGUACAUCCA